GCUUGGUACCAAGUUUCAUGGAGCAUGAUACUAUGGAGCCAAUGACGCUUGAGGCGGCGGCUGCUCAUCGGUCUGAAAACGGCAGCUUUUCAAACUCUCUCAUGUCGACGGACUUCGUCACGCUCCGCGCCAUCGUUCCUCCGUACAUCAUCGCCGUGUCCGUGGCGGGCCUCGCCUUGAACGGCUUCGUCCUGUGCGUUUUCCUCGCUCACAAGGAUCGCCUGACCGUGGCUGAGGUCUACCUGGGGAACUUGGCUCUGGCCGACUUCGCGCUCCUUUGCGGCCUCCCCUUCUGGGCCGCCAACAUCCUCAACGGCUUCGACUGGCAGUACGGCGACGCCUUGUGCAAGUUGGUCAACGGCGUCAUGAUGGUGAACCUCUACACCAGCGUUUACACUUUGGUCAUGAUCAGCGUCGACCGCUACUUGGCGAUCGUGAUGACCAUGCAAGCGAGGUGGCUGCGACGAACGCGGCACGCCAAGAUCAUCUGCGUGCUCCUCUGGCUUUUCGGGCUCUCGCUCAGCAUGCCGACCACGCUGCACAGGAAGGUGAUGUACUUUGAAGAAUUCCAGAUGACAUCCUGCGUGCUGGACUACAGCCACGGCAGCUCGUGGAAGUUAGCCAACCAGGGCCUGCUGAAUGCCGCUGGCUUCGUCGUCCCUGCUCUGGUGAUCGUCUUCUGUAGCAGGGCUAUCGUUAAGGCUUUGGGACAGAGGAAGGAGAGCGUCGGCCUUCGGGAUGUUAAUGACGCGAAGGCCUCUGUGCUGUUGUACGCCAUCACUCUGCUGUUCAUCCUCUGCUGGGGGCCCUACCAGGUCUUCACCUUCCUUGACACGCUCUGCGACAUCCACGUGCUGGACGUCACGGCGUGGUCCCACGCUCUGGACGUCGGGGGGCAGGUCUCGGCCUAUCUCGGCAUCCUCAACAGCGCCCUCAACCCUGUGCUCUACGUCCUCGCCGGGCAGUACUUCAGGAAGAAAGUUAGCGCCAUUUAUCGGACGGCUCUGCGACAUCGCAGAGGAUCGGACAAGACCACCUAUCAGCGCUCUGUCGUCUCCACUUACAUUCACAGACCUGAGCAGAUUAAGCCUGUUGUCAUAUAG
This is a messenger RNA of Phycodurus eques (leafy seadragon), 1103 nucleotides long. RefSeq names its product bradykinin receptor B1 (gene bdkrb1). The record is from RefSeq and is a predicted model, not a curated record. NCBI's taxonomy places the organism in Eukaryota, Metazoa, Chordata, Actinopteri, Syngnathiformes, Syngnathidae. Gene Ontology annotation, biological process: immune response; G protein-coupled receptor signaling pathway; neutrophil chemotaxis. The coding region runs from base 18 to 1103 and encodes 361 amino acids. Gene Ontology annotation, cellular component: membrane. The transcript is spliced from 2 exons. Gene Ontology annotation, molecular function: bradykinin receptor activity.